Messenger RNA from Betta splendens (Siamese fighting fish), 2384 nucleotides. It is a transcript of the gene cpsf3, whose product is annotated as cleavage and polyadenylation specific factor 3. Gene Ontology annotation, cellular component: mRNA cleavage and polyadenylation specificity factor complex. The transcript has 18 exons. The record is from RefSeq and is a predicted model, not a curated record. Gene Ontology annotation, biological process: mRNA 3'-end processing by stem-loop binding and cleavage. Lineage: Eukaryota; Metazoa; Chordata; Actinopteri; Anabantiformes; Osphronemidae. Gene Ontology annotation, molecular function: RNA endonuclease activity; RNA binding; 5'-3' exonuclease activity. The coding region runs from base 132 to 2192 and encodes 686 amino acids.
UACGGAGACAUUAACACGCGAACCGGAAGUGACGCAAAACUAACUAGCAACCCGCCUAGGCAUCACAAUGAAAUAUUUGUUAUUUGUUUAUUACUGUUAUUUGUGAAUACGUUGGAUUUUUUGGAGUGAACAUGGCAGCUAAACGUAAAAGUGACGUGAACGUCCCUGCGGAGGAAAGCGACCAGCUGCUCAUCCGUCCGCUAGGAGCAGGUCAGGAAGUGGGCCGGUCCUGCAUCAUUCUGGAGUUCAAGGGCAGAAAAAUCAUGCUGGACUGUGGGAUCCACCCUGGUCUGGAGGGCAUGGACGCCCUGCCUUACAUCGACCUGAUUGAUCCAGCGGAGAUCGACCUACUGCUCAUCAGCCACUUCCACCUGGAUCACUGUGGUGCUCUUCCCUGGUUCCUGCAGAAGACCAGUUUCAAAGGACGUACAUUCAUGACUCACGCCACCAAGGCCAUCUACCGCUGGCUGCUGUCGGACUAUGUCAAAGUCAGCAACAUUUCUGCAGACGACAUGUUGUACACUGAGACAGACUUGGAAGAGAGCAUGGAAAAAAUCGAAACUAUCAACUUUCAUGAGGUAAAGGAAGUGGCCGGCAUCAAGUUCUGGUGUUACCACGCUGGACAUGUGCUCGGAGCCGCCAUGUUCAUGAUCGAGAUAGCUGGCGUCAAGCUGCUGUACACGGGGGAUUUCUCCCGACAGGAGGACAGACAUCUGAUGGCAGCAGAGAUUCCCAGUGUCAAACCAGACAUCCUCAUCACCGAGUCCACAUACGGGACUCACAUCCACGAGAAGAGGGAGGAGCGCGAGGCUCGGUUCUGUAACACCGUCCACGACAUCGUGAACCGGGAGGGACGCUGUCUGAUCCCCGUCUUUGCUCUGGGACGAGCCCAGGAGCUGCUGCUCAUCCUCGAUGAGUACUGGCAAAACCACCCAGAGCUCCAUGACAUUCCCAUCUACUACGCCUCAUCACUGGCCAGGAAGUGCAUGGCCGUCUACCAAACCUACAUCAACGCCAUGAACGACAAAAUCCGAAAAGCCAUAAACAUCAACAACCCCUUUGUCUUCAAGCACAUCAGCAACCUGAAGAGCAUGGAUCACUUUGACGACAUCGGCCCUAGCGUGGUGAUGGCGUCUCCUGGUAUGAUGCAGAGCGGCUUGUCCAGAGAACUGUUUGAGAGCUGGUGCACCGACAAGAGAAAUGGCGUCAUCAUCGCUGGAUACUGUGUGGAGGGAACGCUGGCCAAGCACAUCAUGACGGAGCCCGAUGAGAUCACCACCAUGUCGGGUCAGAAGCUUCCUCUGAAGAUGUCAGUGGACUACAUCUCAUUUUCUGCUCACACAGACUAUCAGCAGACCAGCGAGUUCAUCCGAGCCCUCAAACCUCCACACGUGAUCCUGGUCCACGGGGAGCAGAAUGAGAUGGCCCGUCUGAAGGCAGCUCUGAUCCGAGAGUACGAAGAUAACGAUGAUGUUCACAUUGAGGUCCACAACCCUCGAAACACAGAGGCCGUCACGCUCAACUUCAGAGGAGAGAAACUGGCAAAGGUCAUGGGCUUGCUGGCUGACAGGAAAUGUGCCCAGGGUCAAAGGGUCUCUGGGAUCCUGGUCAAACGAAACUUCAACUACCACAUCCUGACUCCCUCCGACCUCUCCAACUACACGGAUCUGUCCAUGAGCACAGUGACGCAGACUCAGGCCGUCCCGUUCACCGGGCCCAUCUCCCUGCUGGUUAGCCAGCUGCGGAACCUCGCUGGAGAUGUGGAGCAGGUGGAUGGAGCAGAGAAAAUCACCAUCAAGGUCUUUAAGAACAUCACUGUGGUGCACGAAGCCGGGAUGGUUCUGCUGGAGUGGAUCGCCAACCCUCUCAAUGACAUGUAUGCUGAUGCCAUCACCACGGUGGUUCUGGAGGUCCAGUCCAACCCUAACGCCCAAAAGUUUCUGGAAGGCAAGAGGGAAACCUUUGACGAGGACAUGUUCGUGGAGAGGCUGGCGCUCAUGCUGCACGACAUGUUCGGGGACGACUGUGUGAACUACAAAGACAAUAAAAACCUAAGUGUGACGGUGGACGGAGUCACGGCGUUCAUCAACCCAGGAGCCAGAUCCGUCACCUGUACAGAGGACGAGUCCCUGAGGGAUAUGGUGGAAGUCGCCAUCCAUCGGCUGUACGACACCCUCAGCCCCAUCUUCUGACGUCACCACCACCCGUCUGGUGUUUGCUUCAUUGAUGCGGUUGAACCAGUAUAUGAACGUGUUGAUACAGGAGCAGAUGUGAACAUUUAUAUGCUGGUUGCAAAAAGUGAACAUGGUUCCAACGGAAUCAGAUAUCUGUUUUGUAUCCAAAUAAUUUCCUAGUAAUUCUCAAUAAAACAUUUGACCAGUGAA